Messenger RNA from Folsomia candida, 2176 nucleotides. Its product is annotated as matrix metalloproteinase-2. Gene Ontology annotation, molecular function: zinc ion binding; metalloendopeptidase activity. Gene Ontology annotation, biological process: extracellular matrix organization; proteolysis; collagen catabolic process. The coding region runs from base 133 to 1815 and encodes 560 amino acids. The transcript has 9 exons. The record is from RefSeq and is a predicted model, not a curated record. Gene Ontology annotation, cellular component: extracellular matrix. NCBI's taxonomy places the organism in Eukaryota, Metazoa, Arthropoda, Collembola, Entomobryomorpha, Isotomidae.
UUUUAACGUAAGGGUUCAGGUUUGAGUGGGUAGUUGAUUGAAGAAGCUUUUCUACUGUAAAAUCCUUCGUUUUUUGGGUCAUCUAUAAAAGAGGAAAAUGUGAGACUUUUCAUGUCAAUGACUGAAUAAAGGAUGCAUCUCGUAGUCAAGUGGUGUAUGGGGUGGCAGUUUUUGUGGGCUGUGUUGGGUGUGGUUCAUGGAGCUCCUGUCAGCGCUGACAGUGAUUCAGAACAAGUCGAUGGAGGAAAUGGUGGUGUAAAUUUAGGUCCAGGAGCAGCGCUCGUUUUCCUCCGAAAGUUUGGCUACUUGGAACCUUUGGGUACUAAUGAGUCCGAAACGCUCUACUCCGAAGACCGUGUGACAGACGCGAUCCGUAAUAUGCAACGGUUUGGGGCCGUCCCAAUUACAGGAAAGUUAGAUCCAGAAACAAUUAAGUUGUUGACGAAGAAGAGAUGCGGAGUGCCUGACAUAAUUUCUCCCGAAAGCUCAGAGUUACGACGAAGGAAACGCUUUGUUCUAGGUUCCAAUGGGUGGAACAAGCGAAAAUUGAGUUACAGACUUGAAAACUGGGCCCCACAGCUUCGUCAGGAAGAUGUGUAUGCUGACUUGGAGAAAGUCAUGCGAAUUUGGGGUGACUAUGCUCGUCUCACAUUUAUCAAUAAGACCGACCCCAUCCAUGACCAGGUCGAUAUUGUCAUUUCUUUUGGAAGCGGAUAUCACGGUGAUAGAUUUCCAUUUGAUGGCGAAGGUGGCACCCUGGCUCAUGCCUUCUUCCCCCAAAAUUCACCCGGAUUGAGUGGGGACAUCCACUUUGACCUGGACGAGAACUGGUAUCACCAUGAACGAGUGGGGAAAGUGCCGAAAAAUAAACGGGGCGUGGUCUCAUUUAGAGAUGUCGCCCUACACGAGCUCGGCCACAGCCUUGGUCUCGCUCACUCGGCGGCACAGGACUCGGUCAUGUUUCCCUACUAUCAGGCACCCAGUGAUGGUGACCCCGUUUUGGGGCAGGACGAUAUCUUGGCACUUUAUCAUCUUUAUGUAACGAGGAGUAUUCCGGAUGGAGACGACGAGGAUGUUUCAACGCCACGAUCGCCAAUUACAACAAAAAGGACGUGGACAACUACAACAACCACAAAUGAACCUUCAACAAGUACCACUACGUCGCCCAAGCCAACCAAUACUUAUACAACAAAACGUGGAGACUCUAAUCAAGACCUUUGCCAGGGGGAUUAUGACUCGAUCGCAUUUAUCAGGAAUGAACUAUUCGUCUUUAGAGGAGAGUACAUGUGGAGAUGGACGGACAAGGGACAAUUGGCAGGAGGUGCAUAUCCGGCCCAUACAGCUCGACUAUUCCCCAGUCUUGACGGUGUCAAAAAGGUGGAUGCCGCAUUCGAACGGGAAUCUGAUGGGGCUAUCAUUUUCAUUUCUGGAGGAAACUACUGGGUGUUUGACAGUUCCAACCAAAGGAUAAGUAGCGACGGACCUCGACCACUUUCAGAUUUUGGACUACCACACGACGGCGUGGAUGCGGCCUUUGUGUGGGGCAAAAAUCACAAAACUUACUUUUUCAAGGGCGAUAGAUACUGGAAAUUUAAUGAAACUCUGGGGUCCGUAAAGGGCGAUUCCAACUACCCAGCCAGUAUUUCGGACCGAUGGCGUGGUAUCCCUUCGCGCAUCACUUCUGUGAUAACAUACAAGGAUGGAAAAACUUAUUUCUUUAAAGGACAAGAGUUUUGGAGAUUUUCAGACGCUGAUGUCCAUACUGAAGAAGAUAUUCCAAAGAACACGGGGCGAUUCUGGUUCAACUGUUCAUAGCUGAAGUGAAGAAAUAAUUAUUAUUAGAUAUUCAGCUUAUAUUUGUCUAAGGAAGUUUUAAGUAUUUUUUUGUUAAAAUAACCUAAAAAUGUGUGAAAACCUGGCCUAUCCUUAGAAUAUUUAAUAAUAAGAUUAUUAAAUACUCUAAGGGUCUAUCACUUUGAUCUUAGCCAAAAUGCCGAGAGGCGAUUUUCUGUAUUGUUUUAAAUAUGUAUUUAGAUUUUUUUUUACAUAAUUUUAGCCAGAUUAAACAAUAAGAUUAAUUAGUUAGCCGUCGAAUCGAUGGAAAACCAAUUUGUAUUAUUUGGAGCUGACCUACAAUGUUCAUUCAAUAAAAUUGUUUCUUGUGCUUUUGUCAAAA